Molecule: messenger RNA, 1142 nt
Organism: Anas platyrhynchos (mallard)
Lineage: Eukaryota; Metazoa; Chordata; Aves; Anseriformes; Anatidae
Source: RefSeq, a predicted model, not a curated record
CUUUGGGCACCGCCAGCCCUGCACCACUGGGAGCGAUGGUGCCAGGGGCCUGGAGAGCAUCUCCUGUGCCAUCAGGGCUGGGCGCUCCUCAUCCCCAUCCCAGUGGCCCCGCACGUGGCUUGUGGCUGCAGCAGCCUCGGGGUGGACAAAGCCCAGGGGUGGUUUUCGUGCCCACGAGGCCGCAGAGCCGAGCGAUGCGCUGGUGGCGGCGGGGACCCGGUGGCCACAGGGCUACCGACCCAGUGAUGGGGACGGGGUGGCCCAUGGGCACGUGCUGGUGGCCUGGUGCCCCGUGUCCACCCUGGGCUGGGUGCAGGGGGGGUGCUGGCACCCCGUAGGUGGUGGUGGUGGGGCAGGCAUCCUGCCCGUGCCGGCGCCCUGGGGGAGGCGCAGGUCUGCGGCGCGCAGAGGAAGCGCCACGAGCGCAGCCACAGCGGGAGCGGGGCUGGCCUGAGCCAGCGAGGGACCGGCCUGGCCACCAGCAGCAGCACAGGGCGAGGAUGGAGCCGCCCAAGCCGCCCCCGAGCAAGAGGAUGGCUCCUGCGCCCCCCGUCCCGGCCAAAACCAAACCAGCGCUGGGGCUGCCGAGCAAGCCCAGCAGCCCCCAGCCCGGCGCCUCGGCUGAACUGGAGCGGGGCAGAGCCGCAGACCCAGACUGCCGACGGCUUCAGCGCCCUGCAGGUGACCACGGCCAAGCUGAGCCACCCCACGGCCACGCGCCCCCGGGUGCCGGGCCAGCGGCCGCCCAGCAUGGCCUGGGGGGGUUUGGGGCCGCCCUGCGCCAGGCUCUGCCCCCCUCUCCCCCCGCAGCACAGAGCCCGGAGCAGCGGCUGGCCCUGGAGGACCUGAAGGCUGAGGUGCGGUCCCUGCACAUCCUCGUGGACCUGAUGCGAGGCCAGCACCUGAGGGACCUGGAGGACGUGAGGCUGGAGCUGCAGCACGAGCGGGCCAGGCGCGAGGCGCUGCAGGUGAGCCCCCUGUGGCCGUGGGACACGAGGACCCCCCCCCAGUGCCCCACCGACCCCCCUGCUCCCCAUCUCAUCCCUGCAGGCGGAGAUCGAGCGGGUGAGGAAGGCGCUGCCCUGCUAGCGGGGACCCCCAAAACACCCCCAGCCCCAGGAGCACCCCCAGCCCCGGAGUGA